UAAAUCAAAACACUCCUGCGCCCCAAGUUCUUCAAUCAUUCUCCAAUCUCUUCGUUUUCAUUCGUUUUCAUUCGAUCGGUUUCAUUCUCCAAACCCUAGACGGCCGACCCCUUUAUCGUCCCAUCGAGAGAAAACUGGAAAACCAUACCGUUAUGAAAAUCAAGAUCGAAGACGAUUUACUUCUCAAAACUUUCUUCGCCGAAGUCAGCGAAGUUGAAAGUGACAACGAAGUCCUUAGGAUUCUAUCUUGUUUUAAAUUGAAUCCGUUUGAGCAUCUAAACCUAUCAUUUGAUUCAUCAAUUGAUGAAGUCAAAAAGCAGUAUCGUAAGAUAUCGUUGAUGGUUCAUCCUGACAAAUGUAAACAUCCACAAGCAAAGGAGGCUUUUGGAGCACUAGCAAAAGCACAACAAUUAUUUACUUUAAAAUGCUCAACUUUCAUGUGA
This is a messenger RNA of Trifolium pratense (red clover), 443 nucleotides long. RefSeq names its product J domain-containing protein spf31-like. Lineage: Eukaryota; Viridiplantae; Streptophyta; Magnoliopsida; Fabales; Fabaceae. The coding region runs from base 153 to 443 and encodes 96 amino acids. The transcript has 4 exons. The record is from RefSeq and is a predicted model, not a curated record.